CUACAGCGCGGAGACGGCACUCCUGCGGCCUGACACAACCACUCCCACCUGCACACACACACACAUGACAGCCAUGAGAGCACAACAAGAGAUGAGAGAUGACCUCCGCCGUGUAUGUGUGUGUGUGUAGGUCUCGUACCUUCCUCCUCCCAGGCAAGAAGCGGGGAGUCGUAGAUGGAUGGAUGAGUGAAUGGGCGGCGGCUGACUGCAGCCGGCCUGCAGAAGGACAACAGGCAGACAGAGAGACAGACGAGGAGCUCAGAGAGGUCGACCACAUGUGUCUGUCACGUGUGCACAUGUGUGAGUGUUCGCGUGUGUGUACCUGGAUGAACAAACAUGCCGGGCGGGCCAGCAAACACACCACACCACACACAGCGGCCUUCCCGCAACCUGAAGCAGCCAACCGACCAAAGACAUCCGUGUAUUGCAUGUGUGUGCGUGUGUGCGCCAAGUGCAUGUCCGUACGUACAGCCCUGCCCUGCGUACUUACCGGUCGGUGGAGUGUGCAUGGGAGGGGGGGAGGGAAGAAAUGCGUAUCAU
Messenger RNA from Vitrella brassicaformis, 540 nucleotides. The record is from the annotation of a GenBank genome assembly. Lineage: Eukaryota; Vitrellaceae.